Molecule: messenger RNA, 498 nt
Organism: Triticum turgidum subsp. durum (durum wheat)
Lineage: Eukaryota; Viridiplantae; Streptophyta; Magnoliopsida; Poales; Poaceae
Source: the annotation of a GenBank genome assembly
AUGCUGAUGGAAAUGGGCUUGAUCUCCUUCAGUGCAGUGGAGAUGGGAGUGCCAAUCCGUUCGCGUGCAUCAUCCAUAUUUCUCACUGAUGCCUUUCUCUGGCCAGCGGACAGAGGGCAUGGGAUGGUGUUGUGCAUGUCCAGCGGCGGGAGGAAGGAGGAGCUGGCAUCAGGGAGCACGACGACAGCAGGGAAGUCAAUGCCGCGGCAUGCCGAAAGCCAAAGGAAUGCGCCGCCUUCACGCACGCGCCCUCCACCCCACAGCCGCCAUGGAACCGUCGCGCCCCCGUGCCACAAGGGCCGGCUCCCUCAGCUUCGUUGCCGCGCCUUGCACGCAGCGCCGUCUCCCUGGCCGCCUGUUGCAUUCGGUGCCGCCGCCGAUGGUCGAGGGAGGAAAGGGACCCUGCCGCCACCGACGAAGGCCGAGCCCGCUGCGUCCCGUGCCGCUGCCGCUACUCGAUGGAGGAGAGGGACCACGCCGCCCGUCGACAUAGGUUGA